UAUAAAUACAAUCUGCCUAAGUUACAUAAAUUGUAAAGAAGUUUCCCCAUUGCAAUUUGUCUUGCUAAGGUAACAACAUUUCGCUUGCUCUUGCUUUUCUUGAAAGCAUCUAUUGAGAUCUAUAUUUACCAGAGAAUGUUAUACUCCUAUAAAUAGUAGGUGCGAGAUUUUGUCGCCUCUAGCAAGAUAAAUUGCUAAGGGAAAAACUUCUUUUACAAUGCUACUGUAGGUGGAUCUUAGGAAUACAAAUAGCGAAAACCAUAUAGCAAGAAAGGCUUCACGUUCAAUGUCACUGUCCUUCCCCAUAAAUUCGUCUAACCACCAACCAUAAGUGGCUUUAUGAGAUGGAAUUUUCACACAUUUACCUCGAAUCUCCAAUAAUUGAUUAUUUAUUCUUAUAUUAUUUUCUGAGUCAAUUGAAAUUAAUACAUAUUCUUUAGUAAAGAGAAAGACCUCCCAAAACUAACAUAUCCUCGAGGAAAGACAAAAUGUAUUAGUUUUCGGGCACCAUUUCUCCUCAAAACAAAACAAUUGAUCUAGGUUUUUAUCGAAUAUGGUAAGUGAAAUUUAGUACAAAAUCAUAGAUGCUUUUUUAUUAGGUUUGACAGGAUAAGUUUCGCUGAUCGGAAAAGACCACGCUACCCAUUAACAAGACUUAGUAAGCGUUUGGACAUAAAAAUUGUAAUCUUUAAAAAAUAGUUUGAAAAUCAAUUUUGAUUUCAGAUUAACAAAUUUUAUCUCGGUCCCUUUUUUUUAUUUUUUUAUUUAGGUCUCUAUAAUUCUUUUUUAUCUGAAUUUACUACUAUUAUUUUUAACUGUUUGUACCUUAUGACUGGAUAACCCCUCUACCUUCGCCCUACUGUCGCAUCUAUCGUUUCGUCUGAUUAUAUAGUAAAUCAAUUGGCUUUCUGGUAAUUCUAGAAUAUAGUAACAUAAAUAUACGUUUAAUAAAUUUUUGUUUAUUAUUUUUCCAUGUACAAGCAUACACAAUAAUUUCUAAAAUCAAUUUCUUCUAAAAUAAAAUCGAAAAAGGCGAUUACUUUUGUAAAUUGGUUUAAUUUAAAACCAAAUAUAAAAUCAAAUUCAGAGGGUCCACAGCCUUUGUUCAAAAUCAUGCAGGCACGUCUUGUUAAAAGCGAAUAUGACGUGAACGCAAAAAGGCAGCAAAUAUGGAAGGGAAAAGAAAAGAAAUCCUUCAUUUUCUAUCAACAUUUCCCUUUCUCUUCUAUAGAUGCCACCUUUUGUGUUAGAAUCAGACAAGGAACAGGCCACAGACAACUAAAAAGUGAAGUAUUUUUUCUUCUGAAUGUUUUUAAGGAUUCUGUUUAGUGUUUAGGACUUUCUUCUCAUUGUUCCAAACAUCAUAUAUAUUCUCAUCCCUUCUCUCCCUUUUUUGGGUCUAUCAAUCAAUUUAAUUACAUUUUUAAUCUUGUAUCGAUUGUAGAUCAAUUAUAUGAAUUUUCUAUAUAAUUGCUUUAAUUUUCUUAUUUAUUCAUUUUCUCUGGUUGAAUAAUUAGCAUUUUCCACCUUUCUAUCUGGUUUUUAGGACUAAAUCAAAGUUGUGAAGCAUUGAUUUUAGGCUGCUGUAUAGAUUAGCUUAUAGGGGUACACAACCAUGGGAAAGCCCUCAGGGAAAAAGAAAAGUCAUGUAAAAUCAAAAUCAAAUGCUGGAAAUGUGAAACAUAGUAAAGCUGCUUCAGAGCAUAAAUCCAAAGCAUUUGAUGAGGACACAGCUGUGUUUAUCAAGAUGUCUCAAGAACUGAAGGAAGAAGGAAACAAGCUCUUUCAGAAACGCGAUCACGAGGGCGCUAUGUUGAAGUAUGAAAAAGCCAUCAAAUUACUUCCUAGGAAUCAUAUUGAUGUUGCCUAUUUGCAUAGCAACAUGGCUACUUGCUACAUGCAAAUGGGUAUUAGGGAACUACCAAAAGCUAUAAAUGAAUGUAACUUGGCACUUGAAGUUGCUCCAAAAUAUAGUAAAGCUUUGUUGAAGAGAGCAAAGUGUUAUGAAUCAUUGAAUAGGCUUGACUUAGCUUUAAGGGAUGUGAACCAUGUUUUGAGUAUUGAACCUAAUAAUUUGACUGCAUUGGAGAUUGCAGAUAAGGUUAAAAGGGGAAUAGAAGAAAAGUUUCUUAAUGUUGAAUAUAAAAAAUUAGUAUUGCCACCUCCACUAUCUACCGAUGUUGUGAAGGAUAACAUGAAAAAGAAAAAGAACAAUAAAUUUGAUAGAAAGAAAGCUGUUGAGAUUAAGGAAGCUAAGGUUGAUGGGGUCAAAGAAGAGAAGACAGAGGACAAGGUGGUUGUGGAGGAGAAGAGAAGCGUUGAGGAAGAAAAACCAGCGACAAGAACAGUGAAGUUGGUUCUCGGGGAGGAUAUAAGAUGUGCACAGUUACCAGUUAGUUGCAGUUUUCAACUUGUGAGAGACGUAGUUCAAGAUCGAUUUCCAAACUUGAAGGGUGCACUUAUCAAGUAUAGGGAUCAAGAAGGUGACUUGGUUACUAUCACAACUACUGAUGAGCUCAGGUUGGCUGAAUCAUCCGUUGAUACUCGGGGUUCUUUAAGACUCUACAUUACAGAAGUUAGUCCUGAUGAAGAACCUAUGUAUGAGGCAAUGAGGGUUGAAAAAGAUGUGAAUCUCAGUAUUUGCACAUCAACUAUAGUCACGAAGGAAAAGAGGAAACUGGAUAAAGGGCCAACAUGCCCCGGGAACUGGAUUGUCCAAUUUGCUACGCUAUUCAAGAAUCAUGUUGGAGUGGAUUGUGACUCAUAUCUGGAUCUUCACGAUACAGGAAUGAAGUUAUAUUCAGAAGCUAUGGAGGACACUGUUACAAAUGCAGAAGCAGAAGAGCUUUUUGAAAUUGCUUCAGCUCAGUUCCAAGAGAUGGCAGCUUUGUCUUUGUUUAAUUGGGGAAAUGUGCAUAUGUCUAGAGCAAGAAAAGAAGUGUUUUUCACAGAAGAAGGUUCUGGGGAGUCGGUAUCUGAACAGGUUAAAUCUGCAUAUGAAUGGGCAGAAAAAGAAUAUGAAAUGGCAGAAAUGAGAUAUGAAGAAGCUCUUAGAGUCAAGCCAGAUUUCUACGAAAGCCUUCUUUCACUCGGUCAGCAGCAGUUUGAACAAGCAAAACUCUCUUGGUACUAUUUGAUUGGUAGUAAAGUAGAGUUAGAGACAGGGACAUGUGCAGAGAUCUUGGAGCUCUAUAACAAGGCUGAGGAUAGUAUAGAAAGAGGGAUCGAAAUGUGGGAAGAGAUGGAAGAACAGUGUCUAAAUGGACUCUCGAAACACGAUGAAUAUAAAGCUCAGUUGCAGAAAAGGGGUUUGGAAGGUAUACUUAAAGAUAAACCAGCUGGAGAAGCUAAAGAGCAAGCUGAAAACAUGAGGUCUCAGAUUUACCUGUUAUGGGGAACCAUUCUCUAUGAACGUUCUGUCGUGGAAUUUAAGAUAGGAUUACCAACCUGGGAAGAAUGUCUAGAGGUUGCAGUUGAAAAGUUUGAACUAGCUGGAGCAUCUCAAACUGAUAUUGCAGUCAUGAUAAAGAACCACUGUUCCAAUGAAACUGCUAUGGAAGGGUUCAAGGUUGAUGAGAUUGUACAGGCAUGGAGUGAAAUAUAUGAUACAAACAGGUGGCAAACUGGGGUGCCAGCUUUCAGGCUAGAACCGCUGUUCCGUCGUCGGGUUUCAAGUCUUCAUUCUAUACUGGAAAAUCUUUGAAUUGCAAAGCUUAUGAUACAUUAAAGCAGAGACUAUUGGUAUUGCCUCUACAAGUUUAUGUGGUGAUAAACUUCCCAAGUCAAUAUAUCCUUUUUUGUGAAACUACUGUCUUCAUGAUCUGUUUUUUUACUUUUGGAGCAAGUAGCUGUUACAUCACCGAGUUUUGGCUUUGAAGAGAUUGUUUUGUUCUAGGAUGUCAAGGUUGCUGUAUCAUCAUUGGCUUUUACGGUUUUGGUUAAUCUUGGUUAGAGGACCCAUGCAAAGUAUCUCUUAGUGAUUUGCAUUAUUUGCAUUCAAUUUUUCACACAGCUAGUAAAGUAAAGCACUGGAUUAGUAAGUCUGUUGCACAUAGAAAAUAGCAUAUUCAGUUUUCAUCUUCACUCAAUCCCACAGAUUUUGUAUAAUGUAUUUGUUAGAAAUUGUCCUUUUUCAAAUCA
This is a messenger RNA of Nicotiana tabacum (common tobacco), 4140 nucleotides long. Lineage: Eukaryota; Viridiplantae; Streptophyta; Magnoliopsida; Solanales; Solanaceae. The record is from RefSeq and is a predicted model, not a curated record.